CAGUGCUAAGAACCGUAUUAAAAACCAGUGUUAGAUAACUUAUUUCGUAAACAUCUGUUUAAACCGCACACGCGGAAUUUUUGUUUAAAACUUUUACCGAGAAAAAUCACGAUAAAAUGGCCACUAGCGGUACAAUAGUAAUGCCUGGAGAAAGAAUUGCCUCCAUAGAGGAAGUGGCCAAAACCAAGAGGGUCAUUCUGGGACCGGGAUUGCGGAGAGUGGACGACACUGUGGUGGCCAGCAAAGCCGGACCGCUUCGCCACAAGGAACCCAACACCUUUUGGGUGGACAACUACCAGAGGAGAUAUGUGCCCGCCCGCGGAGACCUGGUCCUGGGCAUAGUCAGGUCCAAGGCGGGCGACCUGUAUCGCGUGGACAUCGGAGCCCCGGAAACCGCCUCGAUUUCCUACCUUGCCUUCGAGUCGGCCACCAAAAAGAAUCGCCCGGAUCUCAAUCCCGGGGACCUAAUCUACGCCCGUGUCCUGAACGCCAGCGCCGACAUAGAACCCGAAUUGGUGUGCGUGAAUUCAAACGGAAAGCGUGGGAAACUAGGUGUCCUGCCCGAUGGAUUCUUCUUCAAGUGCAGUCUUAAUCUGGGCCGGGUGCUCCUUCGGGAGAACUGCCCCAUUCUUGCUGCCAUCACCCGGCAGCUGCCGUACGAGAUCGCCGUUGGCGUGAAUGGCCGAAUCUGGGUGAAGGCCCACUCGCUGCGAGAAACUGUGGCCCUGGCCAAGGCCAUUUUGGCGCUGGAGCAGGCCGGAUAUGCGGAAACAGACAAAGUCUGCGACAACCUGGGCGACUACCUGGAGGCAUAGACCUUGCUUUCGGGAUUAGUUAUUAGUUUAUACUUACUUUUAAUAAAAAAUUUCCCUACAAAGUUUA
Messenger RNA from Drosophila ananassae, 882 nucleotides. It is a transcript of the gene Rrp40, whose product is annotated as exosome complex component RRP40. The transcript has a single exon. NCBI's taxonomy places the organism in Eukaryota, Metazoa, Arthropoda, Insecta, Diptera, Drosophilidae. Gene Ontology annotation, biological process: TRAMP-dependent tRNA surveillance pathway; nuclear polyadenylation-dependent rRNA catabolic process; exonucleolytic trimming to generate mature 3'-end of 5.8S rRNA from tricistronic rRNA transcript (SSU-rRNA, 5.8S rRNA, LSU-rRNA). The record is from RefSeq and is a predicted model, not a curated record. Gene Ontology annotation, molecular function: RNA binding. Bases 117 to 815 code for a protein of 232 amino acids. Gene Ontology annotation, cellular component: nuclear exosome (RNase complex); cytoplasmic exosome (RNase complex).